CUAAGGUGAGAUAACGUCUAUUUCAUAACCAACAUGAGGCUGCCAUAGAAGAAUAGAUGAGAUUAUUGGCUUUAAAUAGCUGUACAAUCAGAGGAAAUCCCCAGUGCAUCUUUUCGGAGCACAAUGGAGAAGAUGUGGUGGCUUGGGUGUUUGUGUUUUCUGUGCAUCCAAGGAAGUCAAGGUACCCCAGUCAGUGAUGCGGCACAUUUCAAGACCAUGAAAGAGUUUGGUAACAGUUAUGAGAAGAUCUUGCAUAAGUCUGGUGCCCAAACCACUGAAGAAAGAGAUAUUUUCCUCACUAAAGCAUUCCCUGCAGGCUUCCAAUGGGCAACAUCCACAGAGUCUUUCAAGGUUGAAGGUGCAUGGGCAGCAGAUGGGAAAGGAGAGACCAUCUGGGAUCGAUUUGGUCAUGAAGGCCAAGCCUUUAAUGAUCAGACUGCUGACAGAGCUUCUGACAGUUACAGAAAGGUUGACAUAGAUGUCUACCUCCUGCGAGGGCUUGGAGUCAACUCCUACCAGUUUUCAAUCUCCUGGGCACGUGUUUUCCCCUCAGGUCACAGAGAGAGCCAGUCUAAUGAAGGGGUUCGCUACUAUGACAAUCUGAUCGAUGCUCUUAUUGAAUCUGGCAUACAGCCCGUUGUUACUCUCUACCAUUGGGAUCUGCCUCAGGCUCUCCAAGACAAUGGUGGGUGGACCAACCCUUCCAUCAUUGGAGCUUUCAAGGACUAUGCCGACUUCUGCUUCAGUAGAUUUGGAAGCAGAGUCAAGAACUGGAACACAUUCAGUAGCCCCUGGGUGGUGAGCCAUGCUGGGUAUGGCACUGGUGAACAUGCUCCUGGAGUAAAAGACUAUGUGACUGCUUCCUAUCAGGUCACUCAUAAUAUGCUGAAAUCUCAUGCAGAAGCAUGGCAUGUUUACAAUGACUAUUACAGAAAGACACAGGGAGGGAAAGUGGGCAUUGCAUUAAACUCUGACUGGGCACAACCCACUGAUGCCACCAAACCUGAAGACGUGGCAGCUGCAGAGCGCUACCUCCAGUUUAUGCUAGGCUGGUUUGCUCAUCCCAUAUUCAUAGAUGGAGACUAUCCUGCAGUUCUCAAAACUCAGAUUGAAAAGAAAAGAAAUGAGUGUCCCGGAUCUGUGCCAGCAGUACUACCAGCUUUCACGGCUGAAGAGAAGGCUAGGAUAAAGGGAACAUCUGACUUUUUUGGUUUAAAUCAUUAUACUUCCCGUUUGGUUAGCAGCAGUGUUGGUGGGUGCAACCCUGGUCCUGAUGGAGUUGGAGACUUCCAGGCAAAAGUGGACCCCUCAUGGCCGGCUACAGCAUCAGACUGGAUCUACUCAGUGCCUUCAGGACUAAGAUCACUUCUGAACUACAUUAAAGCAGAAUAUUUAAAAGCUAACAAUGUGCCCAUUUACAUAACUGGGAAUGGCAUGCCGACCGAAUACAGUGGGGACACCCUCAAUGACACCAGCAGAAUAGAGUACAUGAAGGGUUACAUCAAUGAAGCCUUGAAAGCAAUUGAUCAAGAUGGAAUAGACGUUCAGCGAUUCACAGUACAGUCACUCAUGGAUGGAUUUGAGGGAAACCAAGGCUACAGUGAAAGAUUUGGUCUUCACCAUGUUAACUUUGAAGAUGGAUACAGACCGAGAACACCAAAACAAUCGGCCUAUUUUUUCGCUCAGAUCAUCGAGCAAAAUGGUUUUGCUUCACGUAAACAAGAUAAUUUUGAAGGUUUGAAAUUACCACAAGUGCGCCGUUCCACCCCACUGCCACCCUCAGAGGUUCCAUCAGCAUCAAAGGUUGUCUGGGAAAAAUUUACGCCACAGAAAAAAUUCGAUAGACAAAUGUAUCACUAUGGCCAAUUCCCACUAGAUUUCUCCUGGGGAGUUUCAUCUUCAGCUUACCAGAUUGAGGGUGGAUGGAAUCAAGAUGGGAAGGGACCCAGUGUGUGGGAUACAUUCACUCAGAAGCCGGGUAGUGGUAUUCCUGAAGAUGGUAUUGGCAAUGUUGCCUGCGACAGUUACAAUAGACUUGAUGAAGACCUCUACAUGCUGCGAGCAAUGAAGGUAAAGUCAUACAGAUUUUCUUUGUCUUGGUCCAGAAUCUUUCCCAAUGGUCGGCGUGAAUCCCUGAACCAGAAGGGUGUGGACUAUUAUAGCAGACUUAUUGAUGGCCUCUUGGCACAUGACAUCACCCCGAUGGUCACAAUUUAUCAUUGGGACCUCCCACAAGCUCUACAAGACAUCGGUGGCUGGCAGACUGCGGAGAUGAUUGACAUUUUUAAUGAUUAUUGUGACUUCUGCUUCGCCACCUUUGGCAACAGAGUAAAAUUCUGGAUGACCAUGAAUGACCCUCAGGGGCUUGCAUGGCUAGGAUAUGGACUAGGACAGAUCCCACCAAACAUUAAAGAACCAGGAACAGCACCAUACCAAGUUGCACACAACCUUAUAAAAGCUCAUGCCAAGGCAUACCACACAUAUGACGACAAGUAUCGUCUUUCUCAAGGAGGCCUAGUAUCAAUUGCCCUCAAUGCUGAAUGGGUUGAACCUAAAGAUAUCAAUGUCCCUCGUGAAAUUGUUGCUGCUGACCGUGCAAUGCAGUUCCUGGUGGGUUGGUUCGCCCAUCCAAUUUUCAAGAACGGGGACUAUCCAGAGGCCAUGAAAGCCCAAGUUUUAGUCAAAAGUGAACUCCAAGGUCUUCCACAGUCAAGACUCCCUUCUUUCACAGAGGAGGAAAAGAACUUUAUUAAAGGAACUGCUGACAUAUUCUGUGUAAAUCACUACACCACUAGAAUAGUGAGCCAUGUUACAGGUGCAAUUACUCCACAGUCCUAUCUAAAUGACUGGGACUUUGUAGAAGAGGAGAUAGUGGAUCAACCGACUACACCAAUCCAUUUGACAAGAGCUGUAUCAUUUGGCAUAAGAAGGGUUCUCAACUGGAUCAAGGAAGAAUAUGGAGAUCCAGAUAUUUACAUCACUGAAAGUUCAAUUUCUAGUACCAGGGACUUCACUUGGGACGAUGUUGAUAGAGUCUUUUUUUAUAAAACCUACAUUGAUGAGGCUCUAAAAGCAUAUGAACUAGAUGGAGUCAAGGUGAAAGGCUACGCAACAUAUCUCAUGGAUUCCUUUCAGUUCUUUUAUGGCUACAUCUUUGGGUUUGGGCUGCACCACAUAGACUUCACCAGCCCCCACCGACCAAGAUCUCCCAAGUUUUCAGCUCAUGUCUACUACAAUAUUAUGAAGGAUAAUGGUUUCCCAUUAACAGAAGAUGAAAAGAUGUUAUAUGGAGAGUUCAAAAAGGAUUUCAUAUGGAGUAGUGCAACAGCAUCAUACCAGAUUGAAGGGGCAUGGAGAGCAGAUGGAAAAGGUCUCAGCAUCUGGGACAAGUUCACACAUACUCCCGGAAAAAUAUUUGAGCAUGACACUGGAGACAUUGCCUGUAACAGUUACAAUAAGAUGGAAGAUGACAUUGCUGCACUGAAGAAAGUUAAGGUGUCUCACUAUCGCUUCUCCAUAUCCUGGCCAAGGGUGCUACCUGAUGGUACUACCAAAUACAUUAAUCAGGCUGGUCUCAAUUACUAUCAGAAACUGUUGGACACCCUUAUUGCUGCAAACAUUGAGCCUCAAGUCACUUUGUACCACUGGGAUCUCCCACAAGCUCUACAGGAUGUUGGAGGUUGGGAAAAUGAGACCAUCAUUGAAAGAUUCAAGGAUUACGCAGAUGUCCUCUUUAAGAAUCUUGGUCCCAAAGUGAAACUUUGGAUUACUUUCAAUGAGCCGUACAUAAUAACAGUAUUAGGCCAUGUCCAAGGAGCACAUGCCCCAGGUUUUAAUGACCGACCAGAUACUCUGCCAUACAUCGUGAGUCACAACAUAAUCAAAGCCCAUGCAGAGGCCUGGCAUGUCUACAAUGACAAAUAUCGAGCCUCACAGAACGGAAUGGUCGCCAUCACAGUAAACUCGGACUGGGCAGAGCCAAGAAACCCUUACAAGCAAGAGGACUAUGAAGCUGCACGAAAUGUGGUUGAGUUUUAUCUUGGCUUGUUUGCUCAUCCCAUUUUUAAUGGUGACUACAGCCCACUGGUGAAGAAAUCUGUUCUAGAGCAAAGUCUUGCAGGUGGUUUGCCAAAAUCCAGGCUGCCUGAGUUUACGCCUGAGGAAAUUAAGCGAAUUAACGGCACAUAUGACUAUUUUGGAUUAAACCAUUACUGCAGUGUCUUGGCAUUCCCUGUAGACUUUGGGGAUACUCAGCACUUUGAGGCAGACAGGGGUGUGGUGGUUAUUAGUGAUCGUACCUGGUUGGAAACAGGUUCCAGCUGGCUAAGGAUGACACCAUUUGGCCUGCGCAGAUUGUUGAAAUUCAUUAAGGAUGAGUACAGAAAUCCACCCAUAAUCAUCACUGAGAAUGGCGUCUCUGAAAAUGGACCAGUUGAUCUGAAUGAUGUUCACAGGAUAUACUUUUAUGAAAAGUACAUCAACCAAGUGCUGAAAGCUUAUUUGCUUGAUGAGGUGAAUAUGAUUGGCUACACUGCUUGGUCGCUGCUGGACAACCUGGAAUGGGCUGUUGGCUAUACGGAGAGAUUUGGACUUUUCUACGUCAAUCGCACAGACCCCGAUCUGCCUCGAACUCCCAAAGCCUCCGUGUCCUUUUACUCUUCUCUCAUCAGCUGUAACGGGUUUCCUGACCCAGCAUCUGGACCUCACGAGUGUUGGAACCCUAAGUCUGAGCCUGAAGCAAAAAAAGAGCCGAUCCCAGCAAUCAACAAUGAGAGAUUUCAGGGUGUGAAGCUCUCUGAGAAAACGGAAGAAAAGAAAACUGAGAAUGUAGAGUUAGAGAGGAAAUUCUGAUUGCAGCUUCCCUUACAUCUUUAAUGCAGACACAAACAUGUCAACUUCAUAUUUAAAUUUAAAGGAAGUAGACAGAGACUGCUAACAGUAUGUUAUGGUUGUACUAUAUUUGAAAAUAUAAAUGUAAUAUGUAAUAAUUGUAUAUAAACAGAGAGAAAAGCUUAAUGCUUGCUGGGAGGUUUCUGGGUAUGAUUUUCAUCAUUUGAGAUGCCGAGACCAGACCCAGUUUACAUUUGCAGUGCUGUUUGUGCUACUUGAACAACUUUUGUGCUUCUUUGAAAUGAAAUGUUCUUGCAGAAAAAUAUUAAGCUGACUCAAGUCAAUAACUGAUUAAAUCAAAAUAUUUUUUUUAAUGAUACAUGUUGGUCCUGUGUAAAGCUUUAUACUGGCUCUACCUGUUAUCAUGGUGAAAUGUUAUUGUAUCUACUAGAUUAAAGUAAUUCAUGACUUGUGAAAUAUUUACCAUCAUAUUACGAUCAGUGUUUUACUUCCUAAAAAGACAACUUUUUAAUUCAUUGUCAUUGUAACUUAUUAUUAAGAACCAUAUUGCCAAUCUUUGUGAGACAUAUACUGAAAUUGAU
Messenger RNA from Girardinichthys multiradiatus, 5432 nucleotides. RefSeq names its product lactase-phlorizin hydrolase-like. The record is from RefSeq and is a predicted model, not a curated record. Gene Ontology annotation, molecular function: lactase activity. The transcript has 13 exons. Bases 124 to 4851 code for a protein of 1575 amino acids. NCBI's taxonomy places the organism in Eukaryota, Metazoa, Chordata, Actinopteri, Cyprinodontiformes, Goodeidae. Gene Ontology annotation, biological process: carbohydrate metabolic process.